Phaedon cochleariae (mustard beetle) is the source of this 1704-nucleotide messenger RNA. The record is from the annotation of a GenBank genome assembly. NCBI's taxonomy places the organism in Eukaryota, Metazoa, Arthropoda, Insecta, Coleoptera, Chrysomelidae.
AUGGAUUCAUUAGUGCCGAUUGAAAUCAGCUGUUGAACACGCGUGUGUGGUGUUGACUAGAAUUUCGAAAAUAGAUCGCCGUCAUUGUUUGUAUGUAAAAACCCUUUGUGGAUAUUUUGUGUUAGUGAGUUUCGUGAGUGUAAAUAUUUACUACAUCCACGCUGAUAACAACACCUAACAAACUUGACUAAGAAGAAUUCAUCACUCAUGUUCGAUGGUCAUCACAGAUAUUGAAGCUACUGGAAAUCCCAGUUUUCAGUACCUGGCAGCGAUAUUAGCUGAUUUAGCACUGCUGACCGAUGGCAUGCACUAUGGAUGGCCUUCUCCAACCCUUCCACAAAUCCUGAAUAACACCAACUCCACACUAUGCAUCAGCCAAGAUCAGGGUCUCUGGCUAGCAGUAAUGCCCCUCUUAGGAUCCACUAUAGGAGCCCUAAUAGCAGCGAAUAUUGUUGACUGCUUUGGUAGGAGAAAAACUAUUUUAGCAACUGCGAUCCCUUUUUUCACUGCAUGGUUCAUGGUAGCUGCUGCCACUAGUCCUGUGUGGUUGUAUAUAGCAAGAUUUAUUGCUGGUGUGGCGGAUGGCGUCUCCUUUACUGUCGUUCCAAUGUAUAUUGGAGAAAUUGCAGAUGCAACAGUUCGAGGAAUGCUCGGCUCCAGCUGCUCCGUCAUGUGGAUAGUUGGUUUCCUUCUGAUUAACAUUAUUGGAUCAUAUUUGAGCAUCAGUAACACAGCGAUCGUGUCAUCACUAGUUCCAAUUUGUGCCCUAGUUACUUUUUUCUGGAUGCCAGAAAGCCCUUAUUAUUUGAUAAUGAAGGAAAGGAUCGAUGAAGCGCAAAGCAGUUUGAGGAAGCUCAGGAGAACAGAAAAAGUGGAUGAUGAACUGGAAAGAAUGCGAACUUCAAUACAGAGUAAGAAUAAGAACACGGGGCGAAUCUUGGAUCUGUUCUCAAUCAAAUCUAAUAGAAAGGCUUUGUUCAUUGUAACAGGACUAAGAGGUUUUCAGCAGUUCAGCGGUACAACAGCCAUAACCUUCUACGCUCAAACAAUUUUCAAAGAAGCUGGGGACGACAUAUCACCUCAUCAUGCCUCCAUGAUAUAUUUCUCAGUCCAACUUCUUGUGACGAUACUAUCUUCAAGCCUUGUAGAUAAAGCAGGACGUAAACCACUACUUAUUGUAUCAAUGAUUGGAACGGCCAUUGCGCUUUUCUUAGAAGGGACUUAUUUUUAUGUCAAAACCGAGACUGACAUUGAUACCUCAUCAUUCGGUUAUGUACCUGUUAUAGUAUUAAUAGUCUUUGUGAUAGUGUUUAGCUUAGGAAUGCAGAGUAUCCCACUUCUUAUACUUGGUGAAAUGUUCCCCACUAGCGUCAAAGCAUAUGCUUUAUGCUUGGCUGACAUUCACUAUAGCAUUAUGGCUAGCAUCGCCUCAAAAUUUUUACAAAUUACAAAAGACAAAUAUGGAAUGUUUGUUACAUUUUUUGGUUUCACUAUAUUCUCUAUAAUGGGGUUGAUUUUCAUAAUUUUAGUUGUGCCUGAAACUAAAGGGAAAAAUUUGGAAGAGAUUCAAGAUCUACUGAAAGGUAAGAUACCUCAUGAUCAUAGUAAAUGUGAUGAGGAAGAGUGUGUAAAGGUCUGACCUGACAGGUACCAACUCAUGUAUUGUUUCAUUUAUUUGUGACAAAAUACAGCGCUGUGAUCACC